Messenger RNA from Helicoverpa zea (corn earworm), 803 nucleotides. RefSeq lists its product as uncharacterized. Gene Ontology annotation, biological process: sleep; regulation of synaptic transmission, cholinergic; positive regulation of voltage-gated potassium channel activity. The transcript is spliced from 3 exons. The record is from RefSeq and is a predicted model, not a curated record. Bases 161 to 586 code for a protein of 141 amino acids. Lineage: Eukaryota; Metazoa; Arthropoda; Insecta; Lepidoptera; Noctuidae.
CAAUCUGAAUUGGCGGGUUCCGUUGUUGGGUUCAAUGAGGCGCAUCCUGUAACGUAAGGCGGGUUGCACUGGUUCCAACCUUGUGGGCUGGAGACUCCCUCUCGAUGUCAGAAGUGGCGUGUACCUGAUAGGAAGCUGUGGUUACUAAGCAGGGACCAACAUGGCGAGCUAUUACAUCGGCUUUAUACUUCUCUGUGGACUUUUUCAUUACGGGUCAACAAUAAUGUGUUACGAGUGCAACAGCGCAAUAAACUCCCAGUGCUUAGAAGCCAAGUUGCCCGAUAACCUGAAGAGGAACUGCUCCGACCACGACCGAGGAGUCACGCACACGCUGUGCCGCAAGAUCGUGCAGCAUGUGGAGUAUGGCGUUAAUGGAAGGCUGCCGGAGAGCAGGGUUAUACGAAGCUGCGGAUGGGACGAGUCUAAGUUUAAGGGUCAAUGCUACCACCGUGCCGGCUACGGAGGCAGGCAGGAAGUAUGCUCUUGCAGUACAGACCUCUGCAAUGCUGCCUCAGAGACCUCAGCCACUACCGCUCUUCUCAUCUCUACUGCCUUCAUGAUUACUGGAAGAAUAGUCUGUCAAUGAUAAAUAAAUACUUAGGUUUUUUAUUUUAUUUAAAUUGAAAUGAAUUCGUAAAUGUUUGUUACAAAGUUGCAGUCGGAUAUACCAAUAAAAAAUUGAACUGAUGAUAAAUUCUUACAGUUAUAUUCAGGGGGCAAUAAACAGCAAAUUUUUAAAUAUUUGUGAUUUUUUUAUUAUUACAGUAGAAAAUAUCAACGAUAAAAAUUUUAAUAUAUUCAGA